GCCAAAAUCGCAGCAGCUGAAAAAGCUGCUCAAGAAGAAAUUUUGAAAAGAAAAAUGGAAACUUUUAUAAAUAGAACAGUAGAUUCUACUUUAGGAAAUAAACAAGAUUUCAAUUUACCCGCCAUGAGUAGCAGUUCCAUGGUCAGUAAAAAUGAAUAUGAUAAAUUGCUAUGCAAAGUUGAAAAAUUGCAGAAAGAGAAUAGUUCUCUGAAAACUAAAUAUAAUUACGUGAACGAAAGAUUGAAUACAUUACAAAUUCUAAAUGAACGACUACAGAUGAAGUUAUUUUUAUCUAAUGAAGAAGACAUAAGCCAUAAAGGUAAAUCGGUACAAUUACCCAGUCAUAAAAAUAGUUUGCAAAUAAAGAAAGAUGUACUUGGUGCCAAAGAGACGGACGUUGCAGGAUCAUCAAUAGCAAAAAAUGAUACUUCCCCAGAAAGAGCAAACAAAUCUUUUAUUGAUGGAUUUGAAAAGUGCAACAAAUCGACUCCAUUAACAACACCACAAUCUCAAAAGACAUGGAAUGAACUGCCAAACGAAGGAAACAACACAUUUAUUCAAUAGUAAAAUA
Messenger RNA from Temnothorax curvispinosus, 571 nucleotides. RefSeq lists its product as uncharacterized. The coding region runs from base 55 to 564 and encodes 169 amino acids. Lineage: Eukaryota; Metazoa; Arthropoda; Insecta; Hymenoptera; Formicidae. The transcript has 4 exons. The record is from RefSeq and is a predicted model, not a curated record.